Molecule: messenger RNA, 867 nt
Organism: Stereum hirsutum FP-91666 SS1
Lineage: Eukaryota; Fungi; Basidiomycota; Agaricomycetes; Russulales; Stereaceae
Exons: 7
Biological process (GO): chromatin remodeling; negative regulation of transcription by RNA polymerase II
Cellular component (GO): chromatin; nucleus
Molecular function (GO): ATP-dependent chromatin remodeler activity; chromatin binding; histone binding
Source: RefSeq, a predicted model, not a curated record
UUUUAUGGCGAAGCGAAGAGUCGUGAAAUCAUCAAACGGUACGAGUUGCGACACUCGCAGCCGACUGCUGGUACUUCCAGUCUCACGCUCCAUGUCCUCGUCACCACGUAUGACAACGUGAGCGGCUCCAAGGACUUUACGUCGGUCUUCAAGAACGUUGAUCGAUGGGAAACCUUGAUCAUAGAUGAGGGCCAGCGGCCUUAUCUCCUUUUCAAGAAGUUGAAUGAGCUCAACACUAUCCAUCGCAUAAUCAUGACAGGGACUCCUCUGAACAACAACAUGCGUGAACUGUUCAAUCUCAUGAACUUCCUCGACCCAGACCAAUGGAAUGAUCUUGCUGCGCUCGAGAAGGAAUAUGAUCAAGAAAACCUAAACGAAGAAUCGGUGAAGGCCCUACAUGAGAGGUUAGGUCCGUAUUUCCUGAGACGGGUCAAGGCCGAAGUGUUGAAGCUGCCGCCUAAGAACGAUGUCAUCGUCCCGUUGUCCCUCACUCCUUUACAGAAAGAGCUGUACAAAUCCGUCCUCAGCAAAAAUGUCACCCUCCUCACCAGUUUAACGCGUUCGCUCGGACAAUCUGUUAAGGGAGCAUCAAACAAGUCGAACAUAACGAACAUUCUCAUGGAGUUACGAAAGUGUAUUCAGCAUCCCUACCUUCUCUCCCCUGAUAUCGAACCCAGAGGACUAAGCCAGCAGGGGACACAUAAGCGUUUAAUCGCUGCUAGUGCCAAACUUCGUCUGCUGGAGGUCCUCUUGCCGAAGCUGAAGGCGCGUGGCCAUCGGGUGCUCUUGUUCAGUCAAUUCGUCAUUGCUUUGGACAUCAUCGAAGACUUCAUAAAUGGGGAAGGGUUCAAGUACCUUCGACUGGUU